Molecule: messenger RNA, 1516 nt
Organism: Priapulus caudatus
Lineage: Eukaryota; Metazoa; Priapulida; Priapulimorpha; Priapulimorphida; Priapulidae
Product: chondroadherin-like
Exons: 3
Coding region: 1-1488 (495 amino acids)
Cellular component (GO): plasma membrane
Molecular function (GO): protein binding
Source: RefSeq, a predicted model, not a curated record
AUGGUGACGACGUUUGCCGAACAAGACCGUGACGAUGCAGACGCUGACGAUGACGUGCCGACCGUGACCGUGAUGUUGACGAUGACGCUGACGAACGCCAACCUGACGUCGUUGCCUCGCUUCCUGCCGCCGGACAUCCUUCAGCUCGACCUGCGGGGCAACCACAUAGAGCGCAUCACCGACGAGCUGGAAUCCUACUCACAACUAGAGAUGCUCGACCUGUCCGAAAACUGGCUCGUCGCGCUGCAGCCGCACGCCUUCAGCGCCCUCUCGCGGCUGCGCGUGCUGCGCCUCAACCGCAACGCCAUCUCCUCCGUUCAGCCCUCGACGUUCGCGAAUCUCUCCAGCCUCGCCGUUCUCUACCUGAACGACAACAACCUCGCGUACGUUCCGGGCGGUGCGUUCUCCGAUCUGGGAAGUCUGUUGACGCUCGAUCUCUCGCACAACAUGCUUACCAGCUCGCGAAUGACAUCAGUGUCGUUCGCCGGACUGAGUCAGCUCGUGACGCUGGUGCUAGGCAACAAUCGGCUGCGUUUGAUUCCGAGCAGCGCACUGAAGACGUUGGAUAAACUCAUCAUGUUGGAUCUCAGCUACAACAUCGUCGAGAAUCUGCGAUCGACGUCCUUCCACGGGUUGAAGUCGCUACAGGAGCUGCAUUUGCACGACAACGAGAUCGAUUUCGUCUCCGAUUGGGCGUUGAUGGGUCUACCCUGGUUGAAGAAGCUCACGCUGUAUAAUAACUACCUGACGUACGUGCCCAUCGAUGCGCUCAAGGAACUGACGCGGCUGGAGGUUCUAGACAUGAGUGGCAACAGGUACGACCGAAUCCACCCGGACUCGUUCACCGCGUUGCCAUGGCUACAGCACCUGCGUCUCAACCACUGUCCGCUGCUGAAGGUCGUCGAAAGUCACGCGUUCAGCUCGGGCCUAGACGGGCUCCGCACGCUCGAGAUCGCCUCGAAUGCGAAGCUGAAUCAGAUAGCGACGGGAGCGUUCGCCGGUCUAACUUCUCUCGACCACGUCUACCUGCACGACAACCAGCUCAUCAACCUCGACGCCGCUCUGCUGCCGUGGAACGACCUCGCGCUCGUCGACCUGACACGCAACCCGUGGCGCUGCGACUGCGACCUCUCCUGGAUGCCCGCCAUGAUGCGCGCGGCGCGCAACACCACGCAUGCGCUGCUCGCCAUGGUCACGUGCAACUCGCCGGCGCGCAUGUACAAGAAAGUAGUGCGCGACACGCGCGCGAGCGAGUACGUCUGCAGUUACCAUCCGACGGAUCAUCGCGUCAUCGCCGCGGCCGUCAGCGUCGCGGCGUUUCUUGUUGUCGUCGUCGUCGUCGUGUUCGUGUACCGCGCGCGACACAACAUCGGCGACCGCGUGAAGCGACGCUUCCGCUAUCGGGUGUUCCGUGACGGACAGCUGUCGACCGUGGAUGAUGAGAUGCAGAGAGGCGACGAGGCGGCGCAGAGCGCGGAGAAACUGUGAGAGAGGAGAGAGAGAGGAGAAACUGUGA